UAUAAUGAUAGUAAGAUUAACGCAUGUUAAACAUAAUAUAUUGCAAUUCCUGGUUCAUUCGCUUAGUGUCUCUACGAAGUAACGAAAUGCUUUCCAAAGUGGUUUUGGGGCUCUGUCUGCUUGCCGUCGUUUUCGGCGAACAAACGCGUUACGAUGGGUAUCAAGUUUUGCGGGUUAAGUUAAAUUCCAAGCGUGAACUGAACGUGAUGCACGAGAUAGAGAAAGAGCUUGGGGACAAUGUGGAGUUCUGGCAAUCUACUAGGGUACUGGCUAGACCAGUUGAUAUCAUGGUAAAACCAAAGCAUCAGUACUACGUCAAAGCACUCCUCAAAGCUGCUGGACUACAAUAUGAAAUAAUGAUGGACGAUAUUCAGAAGGUAAUAGAUGAUCAACGGGAAAAGAUGGAUGGGAGGAUGAGUAGCAGUGACGUAGCCUCAUUUGACUACAGUGUCUACCAUACAUACGAGGAGUAUGAAUUCCAACAAUACACCUUUAAAAAAAAACCAAAAAAAACAUUAUUUAUUAUUGAAUCUCAGUUGAAGGGAUCUGGAAUGAGUGGAAAACCUGUUGUUUGGUUUGAGGGCGGUAUUCAUGCGAGAGAAUGGAUUUCUCCAGCAACAGUUAUGUAUUUUACAAGCAAGUUACUGGAAAAUUAUGCAAGUGACAGUGACGAGGAGGUCCGCUUGCUCGACGGCUUGGAUUGGCUUAUCGUGCCGUCACUCAAUGUGGAUGGAUAUGUCUUCACCUGGGCUGAAAACGGGGAUCGUCUGUGGCGUAAAACUAGGUCAAUCAACCAGGGCACCUCAUGCAAAGGAACUGAUCCCAACAGAAACUGGGACUACAAAUGGGGAGGUGAAGGGGCUAGUACAUGGGCCUGUUCCCUUACGUAUCGUGGAAGCGGCCCACAUUCCGAGGUCGAGAUUAAAGCUGUUACGGAUUAUCUAAUGAAAGUUAAGAAGACACAAGACGUGAGAGUGUUUGUGGACUGGCACAGCUACUCUCAAUUAUGGCUGGCUCCGUGGUCUUACUCUGCUAGUGCGCCAGAUCCAGAAAACUCUAGACAAUUACUUGCUCUUGGAGACGAGGCUGUGGCAAAAAUCAAGGAAGUUCAUGGCUCUACGUAUAUAUCAGGCCCAUCAGCUCAAACACUAUGUAAGUAA
Anneissia japonica is the source of this 1160-nucleotide messenger RNA. RefSeq names its product carboxypeptidase A2-like. The coding region runs from base 24 to 1160 and encodes 378 amino acids. The record is from RefSeq and is a predicted model, not a curated record. NCBI's taxonomy places the organism in Eukaryota, Metazoa, Echinodermata, Crinoidea, Comatulida, Comatulidae. Gene Ontology annotation, molecular function: metallocarboxypeptidase activity; zinc ion binding. The transcript is spliced from 7 exons. Gene Ontology annotation, biological process: proteolysis.